AUUCUCUUCAGCAAGGAAGAUACCACAUAUAACUUGUCUACCUGCGCAGGGAAGUCAUUUGUGUUGCUUCCUGUGAAGAGCACACGCUUGUAAUACGUAGCCUACGUAGACCAACUUCCCACUAGGCACGUAGCACAAGCUUGUAACAUGGCCUUGCUGCACAAGCAACCGGCCACGGGCCGUGUGCCUAUGCGGGGUGAAGCUCCGUCGGUUGCGGUCCGCCCAAGUUCCAGGCGCGUCAUCGCACGUGCAUACGUCGACGAGAAGGCCGCUCCCGCUGGACCGUUCGCUCGCCAAACCUUCAAGAACCAGCUUGAGGCGUUGAAGAGCAUGUCGGUUGUUGUUGCCGACACGGGCGAGCUGGACCUCGUUAAGAAGUACACUCCCGUCGAUUGCACCACCAACCCCAGCCUGGUGUACAAGGCCCUGUCGAUGCCCGAGAACCGCCACUUCCUGGAGAAGGCUCUGAAGGCGCAGACCAAGGCCCCCGAGAACCCUGCUCGGCCGUACGCGGGUGUUGCUGACCAGCUGUCCGUGGACCUGGGCUGCGAGCUGCUCAAGAUCGUGCCCGGCCGCGUGUCCACCGAGGUGGAUGCCAACCUGUCGUACAGCACCCAGCCCACCAUCGACAAGGCGCUGCACCUGAUGGACAUGUACGCCGCCAACGGCAUUGACCCCUCGCGCAUCUACAUCAAGCUGGCCUCCACCUGGGAGGGCAUCGAGGCGUGCCGCGUGCUGGAGCGCCAGGGCAUUAACUGCAACAUGACGCUGCUGUUCUCGUUCGCGCAGGCUGCCGCUUGCGCCGACGCUGGUGCGACGCUCAUCUCUCCCUUCGUUGGCCGCAUCCUCGACUGGUACAAGGCCAAGGAAGGCCGGGACUUCGCCCCCCACGAGGACCCCGGCGUGCUGUCGGUGCGCCGCAUCUACAACUACUACAAGGCGCACGGCUACAAGACCAUUGUCAUGGCUGCCUCGUUCCGCAACGUGGGCGAGAUCCGUGAGCUUGCAGGCUGCGACAACAUCACCAUUUCGCCGCAGCUGCUGGGCGAGCUGGAGAACAGCACCGAGCCGCUGGAGCGCAAGCUCAGCAAGGAGGCUGCCAAGACCGAGUCGGGCAAGCUAUCCAACAUGACCGCGGCCCUGUUCAACGAGCUGCACGGAGCGGACCCGAUGGCGGUUGAGAAGCUCAAGCACGGCAUUGACUCCUUCGCUGCGGACCAGAAGAAGCUGGAGGACCUGCUGGCCAGCAUUGCUGCCGGCAAGCAGUAAACUGAAGACUUGAACAUGAGCCCCCGGCUGGGUCACGUGUUCUGAUGCAUGACUAGUGUGCUCGUGUUACAGUGCUUCGUUAUUUGUUUGUCUAGUCCUGUGCUUAGACGCGGAACCUUUACUGGUGAACCCAGGAUGUUUUCGGUGGUUUUGUUUUUGGUAGGCUUUGUGCCCUUUGAUCCCAAUUUAUUCAAGUGUGUACAAAUCCGCGCUUCUUUUCGGACCUUGUUAAUCACGACAGCUUCACCUUGAUGAAGCGGUUGGGACUGCUUGAUGCCGCAUUGGCUUGCCGCAGACCCGUUGCCCUUGUGGGCAUGCAUAGCCAUUUAGCUCGGGAUCUUGUGUUGUAUGUUUAGUAGCUUGGUGAUGACCGUGGAAGAUACACCUUCCGCAGAAAGCGCUGUUGAAGCGCAGGGGACCCUGCCCGAGCUUGUAACAGACUACGG
This is a messenger RNA of Astrephomene gubernaculifera, 1715 nucleotides long. NCBI's taxonomy places the organism in Eukaryota, Viridiplantae, Chlorophyta, Chlorophyceae, Chlamydomonadales, Astrephomenaceae. The record is from the annotation of a GenBank genome assembly.